AGGUCAGCCUGGGGUCAGGGGACGUCGGAGGAUCGCCGCGGGCGGGGCGGGGCCUCGGGGGCCCGGGGAGGUCUGGAGUCGCGCGCGUGUACCCCACCCGGGCUGUGCAUGGGGCUCGCCAGGCUGCGGGCGGCGGCCGGGGCCCUGCAGAGAGCCUGCGGAGCGUGGACGCCGCGCCUGGGACAGCGCCUCCUCGGUUGGCCCCCCAUGGCCGAGAAGGCAGAGACCCCGGUGCCCAUGGGGACCAGGCAGGAGCAGGACAGGAAGGCCCGUAGCGGCUGGCAGGGCGGGGGCAGGGCAUGGGAGGACACGGAGCAGCCGGCAAAAAAGCUCAAAAGCGGAGCGGACGGGGAGCCGCCCAGGAAACUGCCCAAGCGCAAGAUCGUGAUGCUCCUGGCCUAUUCUGGGAAGGGCUACCACGGCAUGCAGAGGAACGUGGGGUCCUCGCAGUUCAAGACCAUCGAAGACGACCUGGUGUCUGCGCUGGUGCGGUCGGGCUGUAUUCCGGAGAACCACGGUGAGGACAUGAGGAAGAUGUCCUUCCAGCGGUGCGCCCGCACAGACAAGGGCGUUUCCGCAGCCGGCCAGGUCGUCUCCCUGAAGGUGUGGCUGAUUGACGACAUCUUAGAGAAGAUCAACAGCCACCUCCCGUCCCACAUUCGGAUUUUGGGACUGAAGCGUGUUACAGGCGGCUUUAACUCCAAGAACAGGUGUGACGCCAGGACGUAUGUGUACAUGCUGCCCACAUUCGCCUUCGCGCACAAGGACCGCGACGUGCAGGACGAGACGUACCGGCUGAGCCCGGAGACGCUGCGGCAGGUGAACCGGCUGCUGGCCUGCUACAAGGGCACCCACAACUUCCACAACUUCACCUCGCAGAAGGGGCCCCGGGAGCCCAGCGCGCAGCGCUACGUCCUGGACAUGUUCUGCGAGGAGCCCUUUGAGCGGGACGGCAUGGAGUUUGCGGUCAUCAAGGUGAAGGGGCAGAGCUUCAUGACGCACCAGAUCCGGAAGAUGGUGGGCCUGGUGGUGGCCAUCGUCAAGGGCUACGCCCCUGAGGAUGUGCUGGAGCGCAGCUGGGGCGAGGCCAAGGUGGACGUGCCCAAGGCGCCGGGGCUCGGCCUCGUCCUGGAGCGUGUGCACUUCGAGACGUACAACCGGCGCUUUGGCUGCGACGGGCUGCACGAGCCGCUGGACUGGGCGCGGGAGGAGGCGGAGGCCGCGGCCUUCAAGGAGCAGCACAUCUACCCCACGAUCACCAGCACCGAGCGCCAUGAGAGGUCCAUGGCCCAGUGGCUGAGCACCUUGCCCUCACACGACUUCAGCGCCACUGUCCACGCAGCAGCCAGCCCCGCUGCCAAGGUCCCCAGCCCCCAGGAAGGCAGUGAAGGGGAUGGAGACAGUGACUGAGGCGGGGGGCCACCCGUGGAGACGCGUGCGCCAGGAGCUGCUGCUGCUGCACUCGGCCGCAUCCCUCGCCGAGAUGUGGCCUCGUCACCUCAGGACCUUGAGACCCACAUCGUGCCACAGAUGUUUCAGCUCAGCAUGAACUCUGUCCAACUCAGCCUGUCAAGAUACUAUUUUUUUAGAGAAAUGAUUUUCUUACUAAAUGAAUACAAACUUUGCUUAGCCAUUCCA
Artibeus jamaicensis (Jamaican fruit-eating bat) is the source of this 1638-nucleotide messenger RNA. RefSeq names its product pseudouridine synthase 1 (gene PUS1). The transcript has 6 exons. Bases 109 to 1410 code for a protein of 433 amino acids. Gene Ontology annotation, molecular function: pseudouridine synthase activity; RNA binding. Gene Ontology annotation, biological process: mRNA pseudouridine synthesis; tRNA pseudouridine synthesis. Lineage: Eukaryota; Metazoa; Chordata; Mammalia; Chiroptera; Phyllostomidae. The record is from RefSeq and is a predicted model, not a curated record. Gene Ontology annotation, cellular component: nucleus.